CCAUUGUAAGGCAAAAAAGUCAACAACAAAGAGACGCGUGAAUGGAAGCUUAAAAAACAUCGGGAAAACAAUAACAAUUAUAUUAAACGUUUUGUACGUAUAAAGCACAAGUCUUAUUAACUUAGACCCUCCGACCUCAGCGUCCGAAAAAACAAAAAAAAAUUGUAGUAAACGCGAACAAGGCUUCAGUAUUGGACAGUUAAGAAUAUUUGAAAUACAUUAAAAGGCAUAGGAUGUCAAUCUCAGAGGAUCAAACUGGUAUCUUAAUCGAGCGUGCCACUAAUACGAAUACGGAUGACUUUACCGACGCGUUUGGUUCAUUGGGAGCGGCUGGUGGUGGUGGUGGUGGCGGCGGCGGUGGUUAUUAUAGCGGCAACAAUAUAAACAGCUCAGGCUCGUCACAAGGUGCAAUAGCUCAAUUAGCUACUAGAAGUUAUGGUGCUUUACCGAAUUAUUCGGCACGAAUGCCCACCGAUCGCCAUGCUAUAGAGUAUAACAUGCGUCAUAAAAAUCGUGGCUUAGCGUUGAUUUUUAAUCAUGAACAUUUUGAGGUGCCAACAUUAAAGUCACGUUCGGGUACAAAUGUCGAUUGCGAUAACUUGGCCCGGGUCCUUAAGCAGCUUGAUUUUGAGGUGCUUACAUACAAAGAUUGCCGACUUAAAGAUUUGAUGCGUCACAUCGAAUGGGCGGCCAAUCAAGAUCAUACCGAUGACGAUUGCAUUCUUGUAGCGAUUUUAUCACAUGGCGAGUUGGGAUAUAUUUACGCAAAAGACACUCAAUACAAAUUAGAUAACAUUUGGACUUACUUCACAGCCCAAAAUUGUCCUAGCUUAGCAGGGAAACCGAAACUCUUUUUCAUACAAGCUUGUCAAGGCGAUCGUCUAGAUCCUGGUAUCACAAUGAAACGCAUGCAAACCGAAACAGACGGCGAAUCAUCAAUGAGCUAUAAAAUACCAGUACAUGCCGACUUUUUAAUUGCCUAUUCGACCAUACCGGGUUUUUAUUCUUGGCGAAAUACUACUCGAGGUUCAUGGUUCAUGCAAUCAUUAUGCUCCGAAUUGGCCGCUAAUGGCAAACGUUUAGAUAUUUUAACACUCUUAACUUUUGUAAGCCAACGCGUAGCUGUUGAUUACGAGUCUUGCACUCCUGACACACCAGAGAUGCAUCAACAAAAACAAAUACCUUGCAUCACUACCAUGUUGACCAGAAUCUUGCGUUUUUCGGACAAAAAUCCAUUAUCAUCCGUUGUAAGGGUUUAGUGUUAUUUGUCGCAACUUUUCAUAAAAGGUAAGUAAGUAAGAGAGCAAACGUUACAAAAAGGAUGAAUCAUUCAAACAUAGUAAAGAAAAAAAAAAAAAAACUAAUUUUACAUCUAUGUACACACACAUAUAGAGAUAUAAAAACCUAUCUGACAAAGAUAACGUACAAAAAUUAACCUUGGUGCGUAAUUUUGUGUACAAUUUUGGAAAACGAGAAAAUAUUUUUAUACAAUUUGAUAGACGAGCAACAGCAAUAUAACAAAAUAAUAGCAAUUUAAUAAUAGUUAACAAUUGCAACAGUACAGUGAUACAUUUUGUACAAUAGUAAAAUUUAUAUUUUUGGAAGUAAUGCAUUUUCUUUAUUUUCAUAGUCGAUAGUAGUCGAACGCUCAAUAACAAUUCAGUUUUUGUCCAGUGUUAACUAACACAUCAAUGCAGGAAAAAAUUAACCGCCAACUGCCACUACUACGCUGCCAUUUACAUCCAAGCGAAACUCUUGAUCCAAUUGCAUUUUCUCUUUGCGAAUGUCCUAAAAUAAAUAAAAAUAAAGCUGCCUUGCAUUCUUUUCUUCUCAAAACUCGGCAAACCGGAAGCGCGUCCUUAGCCCGCUGACACCGUCUAGUAUCACUAAACCUAACACAAUCUUACCCUGAUAAUGAUUGGGAAAAUAUGCCAGUGCAAAUGACGAGGAUUUGAUUAAAGCUUUGUGUCAUUUGCGAAUUUCAUUACGGUCGGAACCUUUGGCAAUCGUUUGUUGCUAUAAAUUCUGUCACAAUUAGGAGGUAAGAGGUGAGAAUUUCAAUUCUUCCUGUUCUUCGUCACAUUUAGCUUGGGGGGAUAAAGUCUUUGCUUUAGUUCUAUUGAUACGAAGCUGUCAAUAAUCAAUAAUUGAGGUUUUAACUCCUUCGCAAGUUCAUUUUAGGCCUUUUCCCGCCCCCUCAAAUGCUGCUUGCGAACGCCUCUUUUCACAUUUUUCUAUUGUUAAAUCUCUAUUUUCAUACCAUUAAGGAGAACAAAAGCAGAAACACCUGACAUCCACGUAAACUUGCAAGCCAGCACAGAAUAAUUGAAAAUCUCCUUACUCGUAAUAUCGCUCGUACGUUACGCGCUACGUUACUGUCUAAUAAAUAGGAUGCUUACGUGUACGGAGCAUAUUACUUAUAUGAGAGGAAGUGUACAAAUUGAGACUUCAAAUUCUUCCUCCAUGCCAGUCCGUUGUCCUUGAUGUUUUAAUGUAUUUAGCUGAUUUUUCGCAGGCAUCGUAUGCUUCCUCCUUGCCUUUCACAUCAUUGUAUGGUCAGUUCGUGGAAAAAUGAAAGCAGAACAUUUGCAUAAAGUAAAUAUUUAAGAAGACAUACACUACACUUGAACAAAAAAGCAACAAUCCCAAUCCCAAUAAAACUUUUUAACGAGCCACCACAGUAGUAAAGUAGAUAAGCUAUCGCUUUAUAAGGACAAUCCUUUUGCAUCCAUUCUCAAACUGAUUAUAUACAACGAAUUUUGAUGCUUUUUUUUUAAUUAAAUUAAAUUUCAUUUAAUUUUAUCUCACAUCUAAGAAAAUCGGACAUCCGCAAAUAUUCUAAGUCGACUUAGUCAAAUUCAUUAUGAAGGAAUCCAUAUAU
Messenger RNA from Glossina fuscipes, 2881 nucleotides. RefSeq names its product caspase (gene Drice). The record is from RefSeq and is a predicted model, not a curated record. The coding region runs from base 234 to 1259 and encodes 341 amino acids. Gene Ontology annotation, cellular component: cytoplasm. Gene Ontology annotation, biological process: apoptotic process; proteolysis. The transcript has a single exon. NCBI's taxonomy places the organism in Eukaryota, Metazoa, Arthropoda, Insecta, Diptera, Glossinidae.